CAGAGAGGCGCCGGGGCCAUGGGCUGGGGGAGCCGCUGCUGCUGCCCGGGACGCCUGGACCUGCUGUGCGUGCUGGCGCUGCUCGGGGGCUGCCUGCUCCCCGUGUGCCGGACGCGAGUCUACACCAACCACUGGGCGGUCAAAAUCGCCGGCGGCUUCCCAGAGGCCAACCGCAUCGCCAGCAAGUACGGAUUCAUCAACAUGGGACAGAUCGGAGCCCUGAAGGACUACUACCACUUCUACCAUAGCAGGACGAUUAAAAGGUCAGUUCUCUCGAGCAGAGGAACCCACAGUUUCAUUUCAAUGGAACCAAAGGUGGAGUGGAUCCAACAGCAAGUGGUAAAAAAACGGACAAAGAGGGAUUAUGACUUCAGUCGUGCCCAGCCAACUUACUUCAACGAUCCCAAGUGGCCAAGCAUGUGGUAUAUGCACUGCAGUGACAACACACAUCCCUGCCAAUCAGACAUGAACAUCGAAGGAGCCUGGAAGAGAGGCUACACGGGAAAGAACAUCGUUGUGACCAUCCUGGAUGAUGGCAUUGAGAGAACCCACCCGGAUCUGAUGCAGAACUACGAUGCUCUGGCGAGUUGUGACGUGAAUGGGAAUGACCUGGACCCAAUGCCUCGUUACGACGCAAGCAACGAGAACAAGCAUGGGACCCGCUGUGCUGGAGAAGUGGCAGCCGCAGCGAACAACUCUCACUGCACAGUCGGAAUUGCUUUCAAUGCCAAGAUCGGAGGGGUUCGGAUGCUGGAUGGAGAUGUCACGGACAUGGUUGAAGCGAAAUCGGUUAGCUUCAAUCCCCAGCACGUGCAUAUCUACAGUGCAAGCUGGGGCCCCGAUGAUGAUGGCAAGACCGUGGAUGGACCGGCUCCACUCACCCGACAGGCCUUUGAAAACGGCGUUAGAAUGGGGCGGAGAGGCCUCGGCUCUGUUUUUGUCUGGGCCUCGGGAAACGGUGGAAGGAGCAAAGACCACUGUUCCUGUGAUGGCUACACCAACAGCAUCUACACCAUCUCCAUCAGCAGCACAGCUGAGAGUGGGAAGAAGCCUUGGUACCUGGAAGAGUGUUCAUCCACACUGGCCACCACCUACAGCAGCGGAGAGUCGUACGAUAAGAAAAUAAUUACUACGGAUCUGAGGCAGCGUUGCACGGACAACCACACUGGGACCUCGGCCUCGGCCCCCAUGGCCGCAGGCAUCAUUGCGUUGGCCCUGGAAGCCAAUCCGUUUCUGACCUGGAGAGACGUGCAGCAUGUUAUUGUCAGGACUUCCCGUGCGGGACAUUUGAACGCUAAUGACUGGAAAACCAAUGCUGCUGGUUUUAAGGUGAGCCACCUGUAUGGAUUUGGACUGAUGGAUGCGGAAGCCAUGGUGACGGAAGCAGAGAAGUGGACCACUGUUCCUCAGCAGCACGUGUGCGUGGAGAGCACAGACCGACAAAUCAAGACCAUCCGCCCCAACAGUGCGGUGCGCUCCAUCUACAAAGCUUCGGGCUGUUCUGAUAACCCCAACCACCACGUCAACUACCUGGAGCACGUAGUUGUGCGCAUAACCAUCACCCAUCCCAGGAGGGGAGACCUGGCCAUCUACCUGACCUCGCCCUCAGGAACCAGGUCCCAGCUUUUGGCCAACAGGCUCUUUGAUCAUUCUAUGGAAGGAUUUAAAAACUGGGAGUUCAUGACCAUUCAUUGCUGGGGAGAGCGAGCCACCGGUGACUGGAUCCUUGAAGUUUACGAUACCCCCUCCCAGCUGAGGAACUUCAAGACUCCAGGGAAAUUGAAAGAAUGGUCUUUGGUCCUCUAUGGCACCUCCGUGCAGCCGUACUCACCAACCAAUGAGUUUCCUAAAGUAGAACGUGUCCGCUAUAGCCGAGUAGAAGACCCCACCGAUGACUAUGGUACCGAGGAUUAUGCAGGUCCCUGUGACCCUGAGUGCAGUGAGGUCGGCUGUGACGGGCCAGGACCAGACCACUGCAGUGACUGCUUAAACUACUACUACAAGCUGAAAAACAACACCAGGAUCUGUGUCUCCAGCUGCCCCUCUGGCCACUACCAUGCUGACAAGAAGCGAUGCAGAAAGUGUGCUCCCAACUGUGAGUCCUGCUUUGGGAGCCAUGGUGACCAGUGCCUGUCCUGUAAAUAUGGAUACUUCCUAAAUGAAGAAAUCAACAGCUGUGUUAUCCACUGCCCUGCUGGAUUAUACCCAGACACCAAGAAAAGUCUUUGCCGGAAAUGCAGUGAAAACUGCAAGACAUGUACUGAAUUCCACAACUGUACAGAAUGUAGGGAUGGGUUAAGCCUGCAGGGAUCCCGCUGCUCCAUCACCUGUGAGGACGGGCAGUACUUCAAUGGCCAGGACUGUCAGCCCUGUCACCGCUUCUGUGCCACCUGCGCUGGGCCGGGCGCUGACGGGUGUAUUAACUGCACGGAAGGCUACUUCAUGGAGGAUGGAAGAUGCGUGCAGAGCUGCAGUCUCAGCUACUACUUUGACCACUCUUCAGAGAAUGGAUACAAAUCCUGCAAAAAAUGUGAUGCUACCUGUUUGACAUGCAAUGGUCCGGGGUUCAAGAACUGCACGAGCUGCCUCAGCGGCUAUCUCUUAGACUUAGGGACGUGUCAGAUCGGCGCCAUCUGCAAGGACGGAGAAUACAUUGAUGAACAUGGUCACUGCCAGGUCUGUGAAGCCUCGUGUGCCAAGUGCUGGGGGCCAACUCAGGAAGACUGCACUGACUGCCCCAUCAUAAGGACUUUUGACAAUGGCCGCUGCAUUUUCAAAUGUCCCUCAGGGAAAUUUGAAUUUCAGAACGAAUGCCAUCCCUGCCACUACACCUGCCGAGAAUGCCAAGGAAAUGAGCCUUCCAGCUGCACUGCCUGUGGAGUAGAUAAGCAUGGCCAGGAGCGCUUCCUAUAUCAGGGGGAGUGUCAGGAGAGCUGCCCAACAGGCCACUACCCUGCCGAGGGGCACACCUGCCUGCCCUGCUCAGACAACUGUGAGCUUUGCCACAGCGCACACAUCUGUACACGAUGCAUGGGCGGCUACUUCAUAGUGCCCACCAACCAUACCUGCCAGAAGUUGGAGUGUGGACAAGGUGAAGUUCAAGACCCAGACUAUGAAGAGUGCGUGCCUUGUGAAGCAGGAUGUCUGGGGUGCAGCUUGGAUAAUCCAGAAACCUGUACAUCAUGCACUCCGGGGUAUUACAUGUUUGAACACCACUGUUACAAGUCCUGUCCUCAGAAGACCUACAGUGAAGAAUCUGAAUGCAAAGCGUGUGAGACCAACUGCGGCAAUUGUGACCAGCAUGAGUGCUAUUGGUGUGAAGAAGGCUUCUUUCUCCUGGGUGGCUCUUGUGUGAGCACAUGUGGUCCUGGCUUCUAUGGCGACCCAGAGCUGGGCCAGUGUGAGCGCUGCCACCCAGCCUGCGUGACCUGCAGUGGCCCUGGCUACCAUCAGUGCGGCAGCUGCCGGGAAGGACUGCAGCUGCGACAUGGGACAUGCUCGGAGCCUGCCCAGACCCAGGUGGAAGGCAAAUUCUGGAACGAGCCUGUGCCCACUGCAAGCCCAUCUUUGGUGAGGAGCCUGCCACAGAAGCGACGGCGGAAGUUUCAAAUCAAAAGAGACAUUAUGAGAGGACACCAGCCUUGUCAUCCUUCUUGUAAAACCUGCAAUGAAUCUGCGACCCUGUGCACUUCGUGUCCAAAAGGCACGUAUCUGCUGGCCCAGGCCUGUGUCUCCUCCUGUCCUGAAGGCACAUGGCCCUCGGCGAGGAGUGGCCACUGUGAGAACUGUACGGAGGACUGUACCUCCUGCUCUGGAGCCCAUCUCUGCAGAACGUGCCGGACGGGGCCGGACUUCCCUCUCUUCCUCCACGAAGGCAGGUGCUACACCAGGUGCCCUGAGGGCUUCUAUGCAGAAGACAGCACAUGUGAGCAGUGUAGCUCUCCUUGCAAAACAUGCGAAGGAAACGCCACCAACUGCCACUCUUGCCAAGGAAGCCUCAUCCUGCACCAGGGAGCAUGCCAGGAAGCCUGCCCCGAGAGGCAUGUGGCCAUGGAGGGGGUGUGCAAGCAUUGCCCUGAGAUGUGUCAGGACUGCAUCCAUGAGAAGACAUGCAAAGAGUGUAUGCCUGGGUCCUUCCUGUACCAGGAUAUGUGUCAUCCAUCCUGUCCCCACGGCUUCUACGCAGACAUACGCAAGUGUGUCCCCUGCCACGAAGACUGUCUGGAGUGUAGUGGCCCCUCAGCGGAUGACUGCGACCUCUGUGCCGAGCCGUCCCUGGUUCUCUAUGAUGGACAGUGUUUGGACGAAUGUCCAGUGGGAACUUACUAUGAAAAAGAGACUAAGGAUUGCAGAGAUUGCCACAAGUCCUGCCAGACCUGCUCAUCACCUGGGAUUUGCACGGCCUGUCAGGAGGGCCUUCUGGUCAACCACCACGGGGACUGCGUGCCUCACCAGGAAUGUGCCCCCGUUGAGUACUGGGAUGUGGAGGCUCUGGGAUGCAAGCCCUGCCAUGCUAAGUGCUUCCGCUGCACAGGGCCUGCCGAGGACCAGUGUCACACCUGCCAGAGGGACAACCUUCUUUUCAACAGGACCUGCGUGCAGGACUGCCCCGAGGGCUACUAUGCUGAUGAGGACAGCCACCAAUGUGUCCCCUGCCACAGCUCUUGCAGGACGUGUGAAGGGAGACACAGCACACAAUGCCUCUCCUGCCAACCAGGCUUGCUCCAGCUGGAAAAAGAGUGCCUGCUGCAGUGCCUGGAAGGAUACUACGCAGAAAUCUCCACGGGACGGUGCAAGAGGUGCAGCAAGAGCUGCAAGGCAUGCCGGGGCCCGCAGCCCACCGACUGCCUCUCUUGCGAUUCGUUUUUCUUUCUGCUCCGCUCCAAGGGAGAGUGUCAUCGCACCUGCCCAGAGCACUACUAUGCGGAGCAAGACACACGGACGUGUGAGAGAUGCCACCCGACCUGCGACAAAUGCAAAGGAAAAGGAGCAUUGAAUUGCUUAUCCUGUGUGUGGAGUUACCACCUAGUGGGAGGAAUCUGCAUCUCAGACUGUCUGGUGGGGGAGUACAGAGUGGGAGAGGGCGAGAAGUUUAACUGUGAAAAAUGCCACGAGAGCUGUGUGGAAUGCAAGGGACCUGGCACCAAGAACUGUACCAUGUGCCCCGCCAGCCUGGUGCUGCUUAUGGAUGACAACCGUUGCCUACACUGCUGUAACAUGUCCGAUCCCGCCAACACCCAGGACUGCUGUGACUGCCGGAACACCACAGAGGAGUGUAUCCUUCAAGCAAGUGAAAUUGGGCCUGCGGGCAAACAGACCAAGAUAGCCCUGUUCAUCACCUCCUCCGUUAUGCUGGUGCUUCUGCUCGGGGCAGCUGUGAUUGUCUGGAGGAAAUCGCGGGGCCGAGUCCAGCCAGUAGCGAAGGCUGGCUAUGAGAAGCUGGCUAACCCUAGCAAGUCAUACGUUUCCUAUAAGAGCAGCCCCAGCUUUGAAGAGGAUCAGGUGAUUGAGUACAGGGACCGGGACUAUGAUGAGGAUGAUGAUGAUGACAUUGUCUACAUGGGCCAAGAUGGCACUGUUUACCGGAAAUUUAAGUAUGGGCUGCUGGAUGAUGAGGAGGAGGAUGAGCUGGAAUACGAUGACGAGAGCUACUCCUACCAGUAGACAAGAGGCCACCCGCCCCUCACCCUUCCCCAUUCCACUCACAGGCAUGCAUUCGAGCGUUACAGUUUUGGAGUUUUAUCCCCACACAUCAGGCUGAUGUGUGGGUGUUUGUCUUUGUCCUCUUAACCGUGAGUCCAACUAGAGUAUGUAAGAAUGCUGAAAUAAUUUGUUCUUCUUUUGAGUGGCUAAACUCAAUUAACCAUAACUGAGGAACAAGGAUAAAAUUCAGAGAGAUUUCCCUCAAAAUAAUAAGUCAAAAUACAGGAAGUGAAAAAAGUGAGAUUUGUACAUUUCAUGAGAUUAAAAAGUA
Neomonachus schauinslandi (Hawaiian monk seal) is the source of this 5974-nucleotide messenger RNA. It is a transcript of the gene PCSK5, whose product is annotated as proprotein convertase subtilisin/kexin type 5. Gene Ontology annotation, cellular component: Golgi membrane; trans-Golgi network. Gene Ontology annotation, biological process: peptide hormone processing. The record is from RefSeq and is a predicted model, not a curated record. The transcript has 38 exons. Gene Ontology annotation, molecular function: serine-type endopeptidase activity. NCBI's taxonomy places the organism in Eukaryota, Metazoa, Chordata, Mammalia, Carnivora, Phocidae. Bases 19 to 5664 code for a protein of 1881 amino acids.